Messenger RNA from Aspergillus nidulans FGSC A4, 1077 nucleotides. RefSeq names its product protein arbD. The transcript has 4 exons. The coding region runs from base 1 to 1077 and encodes 358 amino acids. NCBI's taxonomy places the organism in Eukaryota, Fungi, Ascomycota, Eurotiomycetes, Eurotiales, Aspergillaceae. The record is from RefSeq and is a predicted model, not a curated record. Gene Ontology annotation, molecular function: oxidoreductase activity, acting on the CH-OH group of donors, NAD or NADP as acceptor.
AUGUUCAGACCAGCAAUCCUUCGCCAGGUCGUCAGAGCCGUCGACCAGAGCACUCGCCCAGCGGCUCUAGUUGCUGGACCCCAUCAGUUUAUUCGCCCUCUUUCGACCACAGUCUCUCGUGCCCAAAGAGACGACAAGAAUGACCCCUUGACGAAAGCUACCACAAAAGCUCCCGGAGGUGCUGCCGGUGAGCAUGAGGGAAAGUAUGCGCGAACCGACGAGAAUGUGGUGAUCGAAUAUCCCGAUGAUGCAGAUAUGCCUCGCAGCCCUGUUGUCCAGGGCCGUGGAGGAAUGCAUUUCAAGCGCACUCUUGCCCAAUUCUCUCUGGAAAACAGGGUCACUCUGGUUACUGGCGGUGCCCGUGUCAGUCCUGAAGUGACCGUCGCUAACUCCAUCCCAGGAGAUGAGGCCGAAGAGUCUGCGCGAAAACUGGUCGAGCAAUUCCAAAAGGAGAACCCCGGGUUAGAGCAGUUGCCCAAUGUCACCGCGCACUACGCCGAUGUCUCGAACCCCGACUCUGUUAAUAAUGCCCUCUCAGAGGUCAUCGCAAAGCACGGCAAGAUUGACCAUCUCGUCACGUCUGCGGGAUUUACCGAAAACUUCGACGCCAUCAGCUACCCAUACGACCGUAUGCAGAAGCUCUGGGGGGUGAACGUGGACGGCACAUAUCUGUUUGCUACGGGCGUGGCAAAGCACUUGAUGGAGCGCAAGGCGCCCGGGAGUAUUGUGAUGAUCGGUAGCAUGUCUGGUGCCAUCGUCAACGUACCUCAACCACAAGCGCCCUACAACGCCGCCAAGGCAGCCGUUCGCCACCUUGCUUCGUCUUUCGCCGUCGAAUGGGCAGGACAUGGUAUCAGGGUAAACUGCAUUAGCCCUGGAUACAUGCUGACUGCUCUGACCCGCAAAAUACUGGAUGAGAACCCCGAACUGCGGGAUAAGUGGAUCUCGCUUAUCCCCACUGGCAAGAUGGGUGUACCCGAAGAUCUGAUGGGCGCGGUGACUUUCCUUCUCAGCGACGCGUCCAAGUACAUCACUGGUGCCGAUCUCCGCGUGGACGGUGGCUACACCUUGACCUGA